GGGCGCGACUCUCACAAAACGCUCACUGCAAAGUGAACUGCCUCUCCCUCCGCCGCACACAUCCCGCCGCUAACUGCUCCUCGUCGCUGUUCACUCUCGCCAUGUCCGACAACGACGACUACUCCGACGGCGAAGACGAGGUCCCCCUCGCGAAGCGUUCCGGGCGACCGCGCAACGCGACUCCCGCCGACGAUGGACAAUACAGGAUGAAGGGUGCCCUCAAGGCUCCCAGGCCGACGAGCUACACCACACAGGCUCUGUUCGACCAAAUGAUCGCCGGCGACAUUGACACCAACCCUGACUAUCAACGAGACGUCGUUUGGCCGGAGACUAAGCAGAUGGGGCUUAUUGACUCCAUUUUCCGCAACUUCUAUGUACCUCCGCUUAUAUUCUCGGUGACAUACCGGGACGACGGCUCAGAACGUCGCAUCUCAAUAGAUGGCAAGCAGCGGUUGACCUCCAUCCGUAGAUUCAUGCAGGGCGAAAUUUUGUUCAAGGAUCCAAACACAGGCGAGAAAUUCGCAUAUGAAGACAUCGGCGCAUUCAAGGGGAUCAAGGUGUUCUCUGAGCGAUACAGGAAGAUCUUCCGCACGAAGCAAAUUGUAUGCAUAGAGUAUCAAGAUCUCUCCAACUCGAGCGAACGGGAGAUUUUCCAGCGUGUCCAACUUGGAAUGGCACUGACUGCAGCAGAAAAACUGCAAGCCAUUGCGUCGCCAAUGGGCGAUUUCAUCCACGAGCUGCAGGCGCAAUACGUCAACCCGAGCGACGAGCUCGGCCUUAGCUCACUCCUCGACUGGGACGUCACACGAGGGAACGACUUUCGGUGUCUCGUGCAUUCGGCGCACUCAGUCGAGCGGUGGCCAAACGUGGGCACCUUCCCGAGCCCGGAGACACUGCGAAAGUGGCUGGAGCGCAACGAGGAGCCGGUGCCCAAGUUCACCGCAGGCUUGCACCAGACAAUGGAGAUCUUCCUCAUGCUCGCGCGCGAGCAGAACGGGGCGAUGUUUAGGAUGACUGACGUGAAGAAGCUCGCGCCCGCCGAGUUCAUCGCGAUCGUCGUGCUCAUCCACACGUGGAAGGCCAAGCUCAGCGCGAGCGCGUUCAAGAAGGCGAUCCGGGACAUGCGCAAAGGCGUGCGCGAGAAGGAGCACGACAUUCGGACGAACGGUCGCGUGAUGACCUUGCUCUGGGACUUCAUCAAGUCUCUGAAGCCGGAGAGGUACAUGGGCCAGGACGCCACAGAGACGCCGGUAGCGAAGGUGCGGCCGCUGAAGCGGAAGCGUAGGCAGGACGAGGACGACGGGAUGAGCGUGGACAGCGAGGAUAGGAAUCCUCCGGUGAAGAGGAAGGUGGAGGCAAGGGACUAUUCGUCCCUCCCGACUGUCUCCCAAGCGCAUGCCAUGGCGUCCCGCCCGUCCCCUGUACCACGCCCGCCGUCGCAUUCCAGUGGCCCGCCCACGCCUGCGCCCCCUGCUCAAGCACCUCGUACCGCGGCUCCCUAUCCCACACCGCAGGCUCACGACCGACUCGCUGCACUACGGGCGGUCAGAGAGAUGGGGCGAGACAUUCCGAGCUCCCAGUCGCUAUCGCCGUAUCAGCCGUCGCCGGGCGCGCCGUUCUCUCCGUCACAGCAUGUCACAUCGAGUAUCAUGCAGCAGCAGCAGGGGGUCCCGCAGACCGCCGAUGCUGCAAUGGCGAGGAUGGCCGCUCAACAGCUGAUGAACAGCAAUCCUGCGUGGCCUACGCAGCUUCCCGGGACACAAGCCAACGGCCAUUACCAGCCUUCCCAGCAGCCAACACAUCGCUACUAGGUGUGUGUGUGCGCGCGCGUCACCUUUGUUUGUCCGAGUGACGGCCGUUAACCCUGCUGCACAGGCUGGAGAACAUCCUGACUGAUACGAAGAUGACUAUGUACACGAAUGGCUUGGGCCUUGCGCAUUGUAACGUAUAUUUCGUAAUGAUUACCUUCACGUUCCUGUAAGUUCCCGAGCCGUGAUGCAGAGAGAUAUGGACAAUUGGAGUACAAGGAUGCAGA
This is a messenger RNA of Rhodofomes roseus, 2035 nucleotides long. RefSeq lists its product as uncharacterized. Lineage: Eukaryota; Fungi; Basidiomycota; Agaricomycetes; Polyporales; Fomitopsidaceae. Bases 102 to 1811 code for a protein of 569 amino acids. The record is from RefSeq and is a predicted model, not a curated record. The transcript has 12 exons.